AUGCUGCAGCCAAAGCCCCAUCUUCUCCUCGCGCUCCGCUACCCCUUAGUUACCCUGCGCCCCCUCCAAGACCACAAGGCGUGUGCCCGUACCACCCCAAAUCCCCAUGAGGCUGGGCCCUGCCUGGACGCUAGAAGACCCAGCCUUACCAGCCGCAGCCUUCUCAGUGGUCGGGGGUCUGCUGCACAGCGGGAAGAGGGUGGCGGGCGGCAGCCAACGAGACGGUUAUGUUUUCUAGCCUUACGGCCUGACCCCUUGGAAGCGCAUCGCCAUUCGAUACGGUGCGCACACCUGCCCUUCUACUUCUUCACCUGUGCGACCAUCCCCGAUCAUGUAAGUGCGGCAGGUCUCGGUGAUCGUCUCCUGAAAUGUGGCAGCCCGGGGCGCCGGGCACACCCGACCCUGGCCGCGAGCUACGGCUUCGCUGACGCGGCGCCCUUCGAAGACGUGGUCGGCGUCCUGCUGCGGGCCGGGGCGGCGGGCCCGGCGGCCUGCUGCGGCACUCUCGCACCGCCCGCCAGGAGCGACACGGCCGGCAUGAUCUGGCACGGCAAGGCGGUGCCACCUCUCAGCUUGUCGUGGUCGGAGCUGGGGAGGGGCACUGCUUGGAACGUGUUCCUUGAUUUGACAUGCCUGGGCAACACGGACUACCAGUCGGAUGGCCGGCGGAGCAGCAUGAGCGCGUCCAUGAUAGCCUUGUCAAAACGACUAGCUUGGUUAAGGCGUUGA
Molecule: messenger RNA, 729 nt
Organism: Gaeumannomyces tritici R3-111a-1
Lineage: Eukaryota; Fungi; Ascomycota; Sordariomycetes; Magnaporthales; Magnaporthaceae
Exons: 3
Coding region: 1-729 (242 amino acids)
Source: RefSeq, a predicted model, not a curated record